Aspergillus heteromorphus CBS 117.55 is the source of this 3509-nucleotide messenger RNA. Its product is annotated as ubiquitin-associated domain-containing protein. The transcript is spliced from 2 exons. Bases 21 to 3218 code for a protein of 1065 amino acids. NCBI's taxonomy places the organism in Eukaryota, Fungi, Ascomycota, Eurotiomycetes, Eurotiales, Aspergillaceae. Gene Ontology annotation, molecular function: protein binding. The record is from RefSeq and is a predicted model, not a curated record.
CUCGGUGUAGGGCUAGUUAAAUGCCUGCAAUGCCCGAGAUGGACGUUCUACUCUCGCCUGACGCAACAACCGUUUCACAUGCCUCCAAAGUCACUAUGGAAGAGCCAAAGCCUCACCGUUCGGACGACGAGUUAUUAUCAGAUGAUCCAAUUCCGGCCGGGAGUGAUGAGGAGAAAGACGACCUUUCUAUCUCACCCGUCUCCGACAGGGCACCACCGUGGUCUGGAACCCGCUGGGCCCGGUUCUUCCCCGAACUCUCCUCGCAUUUUUCUCUGACGUCUCCCACAAGCGCAACUCAUCCUCAGAUGAGUGGCUCACAUAACGCAGAUCACUAUUUGCACCAGAAGACUUGGACUUCUUCAGACCACGGGAGAGCGUCAUCUUCUUUGUCCUCGGAAGAGCUUACUGAUAACAGAUCAUCCAGCUAUACGAGAAGAUCUUCCAUGACAAGUCAAGGGUCCGAAAUCACUUCAACCGCGUACAGAUUUCCGGAUGCUUUUCCUAUACCGCCCUCCUCUGUGGCUGGUGGCUUUGACGAGUCAAUCCCUACACUGCUUCCGCCGCCAUUGACAAAGCGACGUUUCGUUUCCCCGCCCAGAGAUAAGCCGCUUCCUCAACAGCCACCGAUUGAGUUGACUCCACUUUCGCUGCGCGUCAAAACUGGGCAAUUGCCGCAGAUCUACGAUGGUGAAUAUAGUCAGCAUACAGACCAUUUGCCGCGCACUGCAAAGCAUUCAAGUCGCCAUCAGCCAACGCUGUCGCAAGCCGCCAUCGAUCUAGAGAGAACUUUGGCUGGACUCACUGAGCAUCGACAUACGCCAGUGCAACUUUCACCUCGCAGUCCUCAUCAAAUCCCUGAUGGGCCGUUGCAGAUAAGCAGAGGAAACAUGGACAUGAUCGCCACACGACCAGCACCUCGGCCCCCUGUUAGUGUGCAUCAGAGCAGGCAGAUACACAAAGCGAAGUCUCGUGAAGAUUUGAAACAAACAAAGAAGCCGCACAAGACAAAGACCCCGUUCUCCUUCACAGUGCCAAGCUUCGGUCGGAAACAGAGCCGCGCCCAUCUCCGAUCUGCAAGCAGCUCCAGCGUGAAGUCAGAACCAGGAUCUCAGGUAGUGAGCGCCUUACAGCCACCGAUUGUCAGGGCACUUGCGGACAAGGACGGGGUGGCUGAGUUGCCGGGGUCUCCGAUCACUCGCCUUGGUGAGAGGCCUGCAUCUGUGAGCAGUGAAAGGGAGCUUCGGAUGAAACUCCCUCGCCUUCAAACAAAGGAAAGGAAAGUCAUCGACCGCGACGGUGUAAUAGCCCCUCUCAGCCCUGCUGAACUCCCAGCCUACAGCCCUCGAGAAUCUCACAAUCUGCAGAAAAAGCCAUACGAGAGGCCAAGAGGGGAGUCUAUUGGUGAAAAAUAUUUUGUGUCCCAUAGUAAAUCUGGCAAACCGGCUGCAGGACCAGUCCACCCAGAUUUGAAAGCGCUGCAGGCGCCAACGACGGUCUACGAACUUGAUUCUGGUUCUUCAUUGUCGCCAGCUGAAUUGCAAGGCGACACUACCGUCUCAAUCCCCAGUCAAAUCCCCAGUCAUAUGGAGAAGACAGGGGUGAUCACCACGCCUAUGACCUUUCCGGACCGUGCCAUCCUAUCUAUCUUGAGACAAGUCGAUUCGCUCGAUGUCCUCUUCAGGGUAGCGGUGGUCUGCAAAGACUUCUACCGGGUAUUCAAGGAGCACGAGCUGGACCUUAUGAGGAGUGCGGUUUUCGCAAUGUCGGCGCCCGCAUGGGAGUUGCGCGAGAUAAGCCCCCCAUGGGACACUGAAUGGCAGGUUCUGUUGGCUCCCGAUGCGCCUGCACCGGAAUACACUCCGUCCUCCUAUCUGCAGCGUUACGCUCAGGAUAUCUACACGCUAGCACAUCUCAAGUCGCUUAUACUAGCUCGGUGUGGGACGUUUCUACGUCCUGACACGAUCCAAGGCCUGGCUGGAAAUGAUGACACCCGCGCAACGGAGGUCGACGACGCCUUCUGGAGGGUUUGGACGUUUUGUCGCAUUUUCGGAUCCGGAAAGCGUAGAGAAAGCGACACCGUGGGGCAGUUGGAUUGGUUGAGAGGUGGUUCCAAGGCCGCGGGCCGGCAUAUCUCGGUGGCGACGUCCAUCACCGAGCCAUUCAAUAUGGAUAGCGUUUUGUUCGAACCCCCGGCAGGCUUCGGGUGCGGUAACAAAGGUGGCUUGUCGAAGAGUCAACUUGUUGAUAUGACGGAGAUCUGGACCUGUCUAGGUGUGCUGCUCCAACCACUGCAUGGCAGGUGUGACGAGGCGCGGAAAGUUGGAAUAUUCGAUGGACACGAUGUAGCGCUAAACGACACGGCAAAGGAGGGAGCAGUCUUAGAAGAAUGGUCUCACUACGUCCUCACUCUUGGACCUUCAGCCGUCUUACUUCUCGGCUCCAUCCACUCCCAUGACAACAAUGCGGCCGCAAGUUUUGAGAAAGCCCAAAUGAUGGGCUUGACGAAGUGGGAACCUUGCGAUACCGGGGGCAGUCGGUCCUCCUUCCUCAGGGAGGCUGUGUCGAAAGCUUAUCAGCCACCGAGAAGCAUUGCUUCUCGGACAUCUUCACACUCUUCGGGGAUGAACUCUCGCCUAUCGGACUCGCUCACCAGUCACGAUGGCUUCUCGAUGGCUGGCAGCCCUGUUGAACGCCAGUCUUCGCCUGACUUCCACCGCCAGCGACAAGCUGCUUAUUCUGCGCAACUAAGGAACCAAAGACAGCACCAAUUGAGUCCUCCCAAUGCCACAAUCGCUGAGGAACGCCCGUUAUCGAACUAUGCUUCCAUCAUGAGCCGCCUGGAAGGCGCACCCCCCUCGCCACCAUAUCGAACGCCCAUGCCAGAGGCGGGAGCCUCGCAGAUGGUCAACCCCAACAUGCCGAACGUCCACUAUAUACGGGCACCCCAGCAGCAACAGCAGGUCCGUGACCCUGUCGAUCAAGCCAUUGAGACAAUGGUCCGGGAUCUCGGCUUUGCGGAAGAGGAUGCCAAAUGGGCUCUCAAAGUGACCGACAACGGCGAGGGGAUCGACCUGAAUGCCGCGAUCUCGCUGCUCAAGAGAGAGCGCAAGAACCAAGAGCGGAACAAGCGCGGUUUCUCCCUGCGAAAACGCGGCAAUAUUCUAUCCUCGGUUCUCAACAGCCCGGAGUCCAGAAAUUCGGGCUGGAAGUGGGCGUGACCAAUGCAUUAAUUAAUUAUUAUUGUUUAUCCAUUGGUCAUUUCUUUGAGGGGUUGUCGCACAUAUGCAUUCCUCUCUAUCACUCCGAAAACCUGUCAAAAUUGUGUGUCUGUUUGUGCAGCUAUGCAAUGGACAUUCAUCUUGAUGUGUCUCUUUCUUGUUCUGAUGCCAUGUCCCUCCUUUCCACUACCAGGCGUUGCAUUUUCUUGAUACCACCCACCAUGUACCAUUCUUUCCUUGUUUUGUGUGACCUUGAUUGGCCUGUAUUAGAUUAACCUGUCUAGAUCUCUG